This is a messenger RNA of Metarhizium acridum CQMa 102, 978 nucleotides long. RefSeq names its product Arginase, catabolizes arginine to ornithine and urea. NCBI's taxonomy places the organism in Eukaryota, Fungi, Ascomycota, Sordariomycetes, Hypocreales, Clavicipitaceae. Gene Ontology annotation, cellular component: cytosol; nucleus; cytoplasm. The record is from RefSeq and is a predicted model, not a curated record. Gene Ontology annotation, molecular function: arginase activity; manganese ion binding.
AUGAAUACCGAUAUUGUUCAGAGCCGGUUCCUUUCCAACCCGCAGGACCUUGGUGUCGUUGCGGUUGGCUUCUCCAAGGGUCAGCCCAAAGCUGGUGUCGACGCUGGCCCCGAAGCUCUCAUCGACUCCGGCCUCCUUACCCAGAUCAGGGAGGAGCUUGGCUACAAACUGCAUGGUGACGCCAAGGUCCAAAAGUACGAGGAGCUGAUUGCUACCACCGACGCCGACCACCGUGGCAUGAAGAACCCUCUCACCACGUCGGCCGUCAACCGCAAGAUCUCCCAGCAGGUCUACGAGCACGCCAAGGAGGGGCGUCUCGUCCUGACUCUUGGUGGUGACCACAGCGUUGCCAUUGGCACUGUCACUGGCAGUGCCAAGGCUGUUCGCGAGCGUCUGAACCGAGAGAUUGCUCUCAUUUGGGUUGAUGCUCACGCCGACAUCAACACUCCCGAGGUCAGCGACAGUGGUAACAUCCACGGCAUGCCUGUUGCUUUUGCCUCUGGCCUGGCCAAAGACGACAAGGAGGAGUACUUUGGCUGGAUCAAGGAUGACAUGCUACUCAAUGUCAAGAAGCUUGUCUACAUUGGCCUUCGCGAUGUCGACAAAGCCGAGAAGCAAAUCCUUCGUGAAAACGGCAUCAAGGCUUUCAGCAUGUUCGACGUUGACCGCUACGGUAUCGGCCGCGUUGUCGAGAUGGCUCUCGCCUACAUUGGUGCCGACACCCCCAUCCACCUGUCCUUCGACGUCGACGCUCUCGACCCCAUGUGGGCUCCCAGCACCGGCACUCCCGUGCGCGGCGGUCUGACUCUCCGCGAGGGCGACUACAUUUGUGAAGCUGUACACCAGACUGGUUCCUUGGUAGCCAUUGAUCUCGUCGAGGUCAACCCCAGCUUAGCCGCCACCGAGGCUGGUGCCCAGGAGACUGUUCGAGCUGGCUGCUCCCUAGUGCGCUGUGCUCUUGGCGAGACACUUUUGUAA